AUGGCAACCCCCGAGGUGUCAGCAUGUAAGUUUUUCCUAAUCUCCUCUGUAACUUAAUGAAAUCCAGGACAUGCAGGUUUUAUUUUGAAGAUACCGAAAAUGUCAUCUCAGUGUAUAGGUAUUUCAUUUUGUAUGAGCUUUUCGAUAUUUACUUCUGUUUAUAUCACAUACUGCGACAGUGUUUUGUGCAUCUCAAAUUCCUUAUUUAGCCGUCAUGCUUGUUGUUUUGUGAAUCUUUCAUAUCAUUGACAUUAAGCUCAUGUAACUUCACACAAAACCAUAUGAAUUAGGGUCACACUUUUUAGUUUAAAGCAGCAUUAUGGAAAAAGGUGAGUGUUUGAACAUUAUGCCAACAAAAAUGAAUGUUGUGGUUUUUAAUGUCCUUUUUUGUCCACAUGAAAACUCACAAACUCUAGAAAGUUUGAUUUCCUUUCAUAAAAGAGGAAAAUUAUGCAGUUAGUUGACACUCCAGAUUAUUAUUGUUUUUUUCUAACAAAUAUUUGAAGUAAAAUGCAAGACUUUUGUAGUCACCUAAACAGGUUUAAACAUAGCUUCCAAAGAAUUGUAGUAAAAUGCAUAUGCAUGUUAGAUGACUGUUUAGGAGGACAAAGUUCAGACAGCAGAUGAUAAAGAGACAAUAUACUGUAGGCGCAGUCAUGUUGAUAUUAUUGUCUCUGUAACCAGAGGAGUGGAUUCUUUCAGGAGGGAGGAUACUUUAAUUAUAUCUCCUCUCAAUGUUCUUGCUUUUCUGAUUCCCAGGGGACAGCUGGUGCACAUCUCAUUUAAGGAUUGUCCUCCUUGGUGGCAGAAACUCUGGUAAGAGCUCAGUGGGAAACCUCAUCCUUGGCCAUGAGGAGUUUGUCACCAAAGAGAGGACGUCAUGCUCCCGCAGGCUGGGUGUGGUUGGGGGUCGGUGGCUCACAGUGGUGGACACACCUGGAUGGUGGUGUGACUUCAGUGCUCGGGACACACCUGAGCUGGUGAAGAGGGAAAUCAUCAGCAGCGUGUCUCUUUGCUCACCGGGUCCACAUGUAUUUCUAAUUGUCAUCAAAGCCAGCUCAGCCUUCUCUGCGAGGCGCCGCAGGGCUGUGGAGGAGCAUGUGGCCCUGCUCGGUGAGAGCGUGUGGCAUCACUGCAUGGUGGUGUUUACCUCUGCCGACAGAUUUGACCUCACAGAAGCAUCAGAGCUCUUACAAUCGAGGACUGAAGCCCUAAGCUGGCUCAGUGAAAAGUGUGGUCACAGAAUCCACAAGAUAGACCUGGGCGAUGAAGCUGUAGUCCCCAAACUGUUGGAGAAGAUUCAGGAAGUAGUCACUGCAAAUGGGAACAAAGUGUUUGAAAUGCAGGAAAAGGUUUUACUUGCAGCUGAAGAGGAGAAAAGGAGGGUGGAGGAGAAAGCUCAGCAGAGAUAUUUAAGAGUGAAGAGACACAGAGGCCUCAUGAGAGGUGAGUUAAUCUUUAAAAGUUCUGCUUUUUUUGGCUGAAAUAUCGACUAGUCAUCCUUUUGCAGACUGUAAAUAAAGACAGUCUACCUCCCAGGAAUGCAUUAAAUAAUAUCUGUGCUGCUUUUGAUGCAAAAGCUGCAAGUUGAAUAUUUUCAUGGGACAAAGCUGAUUCAAAAAACACACAUGCAUAAGGAUGCUUUUCACUCUCUCUGUCUUCAUGUUUAACUUUAGUGUUUUUUUUUACUAUUAACUUUUUAGUAUGACUCAAAUAAAAUACUUUUAAGGUAAAAAGAUGUUUUUUGUCUCCUCUAGCUGAGAGGAAAAGUGCAGGAUAAUGCUCAAUUUGACCAAACACUGUAUCCGGCAGACUGCAUCAAAACACAAGGAAUCAAUUAUAUGGUCCUGGACAACAACUGUUGUGUAUUAAUACUAAUAUUUAAAGUUGCUGUCAGGAACUUUUGGCUCCACCCUUUGAGAGUCUGGAAAGUAGUGUUUCCAGACAAAACCCCAACCCUUUUGAUUUUCGAUGCAUCACUUUCUGGAAGUGUUUGUUUUAAAAACUGUUUUUUUAGUGUGCUGUCAGUCAUCUGGUUACCUGUAUAGCAGUUAAAGGCAUUAAAAAAUCACAGCAGAGAGAAUAUCAGUCUGGUUGCUGAUGGUCUUUUUGUUUUUAGGGCUUAUAUAGAGAUACAUAUAUUGAUUUCACCUUUGCAUCAGUCAGGAUAAACACUAAAGCUACUUCACAUUCUUCAUAUUCUUCCCUUUGCUCAGUCUAAAGUCUUUCCUUUAUUUUAGAGAGGCUGCGGCUCAGUCCUGACAUUCGUAUUGUGUUACUGGGAGCAAGGGGUUCUGGAAAAACUUCUUCAAUGAGCACCAUCCUGAGCAGAGAGAGCGCUCAGUCAGAAAGGAGAACAGCCCAGUGCCAGGUGGGAACAGGAGUGGUUUUUGGGAGACAGGUGACUGUGGUGGACACACCUGGCUGGUGGAUGAACUACUUCUCUGAUGAGACCCCUGUUUUUGACCGGAGGGAGAUGGUCCUCAGUUUGUCCCUGUGCCCCCCAGGCCCUCAUAUCUUCCUGCUGGUGAUCCGCAUGGACAGGGCCUUCACAGAAACCUACAGGAGAGCAGCUCAGGAGCACCUCCAGCUGAUCGACCAGCACAUCUGGGGUUGUGUCAUGGUGCUAUUUAGUUUUGGGGACUGGCUCGGAGGGACGACUACUGAGCAGUGCAUUGAGAGUGAGGGGGAGCCUCUGCGGUGGCUGGUGGAAAGGUGCGGCAACAGGUAUCAUGUUCUGAAUAAUAAAACAACAGGGGAUGGAUUUCAAGUCAGAGAACUGAUUGUGAAGAUUGAAGAAAUGCUGGCUGGCUGUGGCCAUGGGCAGCAUUGUGAAAUCGAGGGGAAAGUGGUGGAGCAGCUGGAGGGGAGCAGGAGGAGAGAGGAGAUGAGAGCCAAGGACAGACUGGAGAGGAAGGAGAAACAAAGACAGAAGGCGAGGUCUCAUCUGGGUGAGUUUAAUACAUUUAAAAGCCAGUGCAAUCUUAUUUUACUCAUCUAAUAUUAAAUACAGCUGUCGAGAUGAUCUUUUUUUGCCAGUUUGUUGUGUAUUUAACAGGAUUUUAAAACUUUUCUCCAUCAGAGAGGCUCAGCUCUUUUUCAGAGCUGAGAUUAGUGCUUCUUGGAGGCAGGAAAACAGGAAAAAGCUCAUGUGGUAACACCAUCCUAAGCAGAGAGUGCUUCCAGACAGAAAACCAAACCACCUCCUGUUCAGAAAAACAAGCCAGAAUCAGCGGCAAGAUUGUGGCCGUGCUGGACACACCUGCCUGCUUCCCUGUGACCUCUGACUUCCUGGUACCAUCCUGUGCCAUCCUCCUGGUUGUCAACGGGAGCUCCUCUUUCAGAGAGACCCAUAUGGAGUUCUUGGAGACACAGAUGGAGGCAGGGGGAGACCAAAUGUGGAGAAAAGCUGUGGUUCUGUUCAGCUAUGGGGACUGGCUGGGCAACACAAGCAUCGAGCAGCGAAUCGAGAGCGAAGGAGAACCACUGCAGAGGCUGGUGGAGAAGUGUGGGAACAGGUACCACGUCCUGGAUAAUAAACAUUUGGGGGGAGGAGCUCAGGUGAAGGAGCUGAUUGAUCUGGUAGAGGAGAUGCUGGCUGAAGAAAGGAUGGUGGCUUUACACAGAGGAGACUGCCUCAUGUGGAAAAAUGUUUGUUCAUUUGGGGAGCAGCAGCCAGAGGCAGUGACGCUGUGUGAAGAAGAUUUAACAAGCUGCAGACAUCAGCUGGCUCCUGAAUGUGAGUAAACCCAAUGCACCACUGUUUCACCAACAUAUUAUGUAACACCAGGUUGUUGCAUUUUGUAGUAGACUCGAGUUUAAAAUGACUAAAUACCUUUAGAGCAGAAGUUCCUGGACUCUGGGAUCCCGAUCCAGGGGCUUGGGCACAGGACUAAGAGCUUAUCCUGUACCACUCAGUCCCAUGUUACAAGUAUUUCACAAAGUAUCAUUGCACUGCUGAUCAAGUGUUCAGAAGCUGAAAAGACAAUUGUACAUAAAAAUCUGGAGAGACUUACUGUCAGAUUUGUGUUAAAUAACAUGUUUAUGAUUUUGCUGUCGGCUAAAUUCUUAGCUAACAUUUCUGCAUCUGAAAAAACACCAUGGGGUAAGUUCACGGUUAUUGGCUACAAGAAAUAAUCAACCAGCAAACAAGGAAGCUAAAGUUCAAGUCAUUGAGAAAAUCUGAUUGGACUUUUCCUUGAAAAACCAAUUGAUCUUUUGCAUUUGAUCAUUGGCUAACUAAAAAAAGAAGGAUGUGUGAUUUGAAAGGAGUGGCAGAAAUUUACAGUAACUGAGAUUUUAAGCUAGGCAAUAACAACAGAAAGGACGAGUAUGGAGGGACAGUGGGCUGUACUAAAUUCACAAUAGCAUCACAAUAGUAUGGUUCACUAGCAUUGCUGACACCUAAUGUUAGCAUCCAACCAUGUUUGGGAAUUUUCAGCUUUUGAAGGCUCCUCAUGUGGCUGACAAACGAGUCAGGGACUGCAUUUGGACACGGACACACUAUUUUGUCUGUGCAGGAAAUGUGUCCCUCGAGGCUUAUUUUUCAUAAGCCGUGAAGGACACACCCGAUACAUCCUUUGGCAGCCCUACACAACUUGUGAUUCUCUGUCAGCUGAAUCAAGAUCAUAGAUCAAGUGUUGAUUAUUAGUAUUUAGUUUCAGGUCAAUGGAAUGACAAGCAACACAAAUGCUGAAAAGUCAUGUGCCUUAAAGGCAUAUUCUGGCGUAAGUUUGAGUCAUGGUCAAACACACUGUAACACACAGUUAGACACCCCCUCGAGAGUUGAAUUUUGCAGACUGUUUGCUUCUCUGGUUACACCAACUUUAGUAACGACUGCACGAUAGCAAUACACAGCGGUCUGUGGAGCCACAUGCUCAACCAAAAAGCCACUCUAUAGCCACAAAUAAUGCUCAGAACAGCACCUAACUUCAUUAACAGUACAUAUAGGGUCCCAGCCACAGCACUAGCCAUCAAACAUCUUUUUCGCUUUGCCUAUUUUCUUUAGCAAAGACACCAAACACAACUCACCCACUCUCCUCCAGCAGCCACUUUUUUGUGGAGGAGCCCUGACGAGUCGAUCACCCAGUGCAGCAGAGUUUCACAGCUCAAGGAAGAAAAUUUAUAAUUAUUACUUAAUGGAAAUGCAAACGUAAUUCUUGUGUAUCUUGUAUGUGCACUGCAGAUGCGGUCGUUCUUCUGCCUUAGCGUCUCGGUCUGACUGAAUUUUAAGUGAGUUGUUGUAUCUGUAGCCCUGUUGUCUUUGUAAUGUCAGAGAUAAUAAUGUUUUCUAAAGAUAACUAAUAGAAAAGUUACAAUUAAAUAAAAACCUGGUGAUAGAAAAUGUAUUUGUAAAUAAUGAUAAGGAGGAGCAGAGCAGGCGUGCAUAUAUCUGCCCUGAUAUAUUAACUGAUUAUAGCUAUUAAUUGAUAAACUAAAGGUGUGUUUGAUAAGGUAUUAUUAAUUAGUUCAUUAUUUCUUGUAAAGUAUUCUGUAAUUUUCAAUUUGAUGUGAGAAACAAGUUUCAAAAAGGUUAGGAUGCUGACAACAAAUCACUAAAAAAGUUGUAACGUUAAAAAAGGAAAAUACUUUGAGGAUCAGUUUCCAACGAUUUUUGUAAAUAUGCAACAGGUUAGAAGCAUAACUGUGUAUAAAAGGGCAGAGUUUUUCCAGAAGUAUACUGUAGUUAGGAAGACAUUUAUCACUCUGUGAGAGACUGCGUUGGCAAUUAGUUCAAUUUCAGCCAAUGUGCCUCAGCUGAAAACAGCGAAGAACUCCAAGACUUGAAUCUGGAGAAAUCUCUUUACAAGUCAGUACAGGUAAGCUGUGAUCUUUGGGCUCUUGGGUGGCACUACAUUAAUAAGACAUGACGCUGUAGUGGAUAUCACUGCAUCUAAAAACCAUUGUAUGUGAACACAGUAUUUUACUGCACAGUCAAUACAAAACACAGAGAGGCAAAGACACACCUAUAUAUCCAAACCUCACCUGAUACGGUCUGUCGUAGAAAAUUCAGUUUAUUAUGUAACUGUGAGUCAGCAUGUCUGAGAGAUACUGUGAUAAGCACAUUUCUUUUAUUACAGGAUGGGUGGAGAUGAUAAAAUCUAAUGUGAGCCAUAAAAAAAUAAAACAGUUUUCAUCAUUUUCUUUACAGUGACUCAAACAGCUGGUUCAACAACUCAUGCGUCUAUAAACAAACCAGAUAGUGGUGGUCACUUGAUGGCACUAUCAGCUGGAAAUUCAGGUGGAAGGGCACGCCUCAACCUUUUGGAGAGAGACAGCUUCAAGUCCUGCUUGUCCAUGAUAAUUUCUGGUCGAAAGAGCGUGAGAUUGACUGUAGAUCUACCCGUCUGGAGUCCUACAGAUGGGCUUCACCUGGGAUUGAACGGUGAAAGCCAAGUGCAUCUGCUUUCCUCCAGGCGUCCAAAAAUACUCCUGGCUCUGCCUCAAACUCAGCUUGGGAUGCCCACUGAGGAAAAUGUAUUGAGUGUGAAUUCCCUCUGCCAUCCCGCUCUGUGGGAACGGACUCUCAGGAGGCUCACUGAGUCUGGAGGUCUGCAGGUGCUCAUCGAUCAGUGGGCUCACAACAGCAGCCUGGAGGAGCUGGAGGCUUUCAUUGAUGACUACUUUGAGCAGAUCUGGGAGCAAACUAUGGAGUCAUGUCAGCCAAGUGAGCCUGAGCAGGAUUCUUCCGCAGAGGACACAGACAGUGGACAGGCUGAUGUCCUCUCAUCCAUCAACAGGAGGCUCUCAAAGCUGGAGCUGCUGGAGGAGAUCAGGACAGAUCUGGGUGAGCUGAGGAAGAGUCUGGAGCACAGCUGGAGGGUCACAGAGGAGCUGAGAGCAAAGUGUAAAGAAGAGGAGAGUCAAAGUGUAGAAAGGGAUGAAUCAAAGAUGGAGUGAGUUGUCCUCUAAUCGAGUCAGAUAUUAGAAAAAUGCAUCUUUUGAUCAGUAAGCUCUGAUUACAUAGUCUACACUUGGCACUUGAAGGACUUUGGGCUCCCUUUAGGUUCCCACAUAAUGCUUUCAUAAUUUACUUCUAGAGCUUUUUUUUAAAGUUUGCAUGUUGUUGGUGACUUUGUUUUGAAAACUUUUGGUAUAACAAAAAAUCUCUCAGGGUGGAAUCAGGGUUUAUUCACUCCUCAAAGGAGAACGGUCUUCUCCUGAAAGUAUGCAAGUCAAGGUGUUUGUCCACAAGGGGGAGCUCUUGUUUAAGAUGUUAAGUGGCCAGAGACAUGUCAUGGUUGCGAUUCUGGUUUCCCAGUAUCUCUGUGUGCACAACACAUCUUUUAACAAUUUAUGCAUUGUGUUUCUUUUUUUUUUUUUUUUACCUCUAUAGUUUUUGGCGCAUUUACCCCAAUGUCAAAGUUUAAAGCCUGUAUAUGAUUUCUGACUUUGAACCUCCCUGCCUGUAGUCCAAUAAUAUGUCAACCAAACUUAAAAAAUGACACCUCACCUCAAGACUUAGACCCCUCCUAAAGGUCUGUGGGAUAAGAGGCUCAGGAGUAGUAUAGUAUAUAGAAAUAUUAGAUGUAAGAAGAAGACCAAAAUAAAAAUAAUAGAAAGAAAGAAAUCUAAAAGAUUGUAAAUACGUGGAUGUAAUAUCACUUCAAGUUCUUUGCUCAAGAGCAUGAAGUGUUCAGCUGUCAUUUCUGUACUGGAGGCGUGGAUGAGGCCUUUUUUAAAUUUAGAUUUGAAGGGAUCUGAGUAAGAUUUUAGUCACACAGUGUCUUGUGAUUUAUGAGUGAGGACGUCAUUACACCAGGAUGACAACGGAGGUCAAUUGGAAGUAUGAACAGCGGUCCUAGUCACAUGGAGGAUGAGGCUUUGCCUUAUUUGAGCACACAAUGGGCCAUGUAGUAUAACACCGAAAUAAGAGCUCCAGGAGAAAAUCUGUGAUUUUGGACGGAGGAGGAAGGAAACAGAUGAUAUCUCUUUGGAAAUGCAAAUGAUUAAAAUCCCUUCUCAGGUAUUAAGGGAAGGUCACUGUUAAGUUUUGGAAAACUGGAAGCGUCAAUAAUUGAAUAUGGCAGGCAGAGAUGUGGCUGUUUGUUUCUCUGGUAAGUCAAUCACCUUCCUUAUAAAAGAUCCCCUGCAGCUUGGCAGCGUAUCACACCAGCAUCAAAGCCACAAGCGGUUGAAAUUAACUGUGUUCAUCAAGGCCACAUGUGUGUUUCGCCCAGUUUACAGCUCUGACAAUGGUUAAAAACAGGAGGUCUAGCAUUUCCUUUGUUGAGGAAACCAAAAAUCUGCACAGCUUCAGUUUUAAAGGCUUUCUUUCCUGAAUCAAAGGACUUCAAGUGAGUCACACAUAGAGGCGCAUACGUCUGCAGAAUAAGGAGACUAACAAGGUUUCUGACAGAGUAAAUACAGUGACAGUCCUCCGCUGUCAAGGCCACUCAAAUCCCUUGAAUUAAAGUAUUGUAACACCAGGAGGCACAUGGUUAUCUGAAAAUGUAGGGAAAGUAGUUUGAUCUACCUGAUCUGGGUGUGACACAUAUCAGAAAAUAUCAGAAUCUCAAUGCAUCCAGUUUCUGUUUAAUCUGCUGGCAUGUGACAGUGUCAAAACUAGGUUAUAAGGUAUACUUUGAUGUAAUUGGAUCAAGAUAUGUGAAAAUGAACACAACAGUGUCUGACAACAAUCCCUAUUUGCAAUAAACCUCAUUGUACCUCAUUCUUACUUUAGUCAGCUUUUUGUGUGGUUUUACUUCACUUAGGGGCUGAGCAUCGUUUUUAUCCACUAAACCUGUGCAAAUGUGACAAAAGCACAAUUUUCUUAUUCAUAAAGCAUGCCCAAAGGGUGAAAUGUUCCACAAACUGCACUCCAGACUGAAAUGGACCAUUAUGCAUUCAUUUGGAGCAAAGCAUUCAUUAAAAGUCUGUGCAAAUAAGCCUUACUGCAAGAAAAAUAGAUAACUAAAUAAACAGACAAUGACAAGAACAACAAAAAGAUUCUGCCCUGUCAGUAUCAAAGUACCUGUGUCGGUCUAGAUGCUGAUUUUAGCUUACAAACAUUCUCACAAUGACGAUGUGAAUCUACACUUUCUCUGAUUGUUUGGUUUGAAAGUUUAUGAACUUUUGGUAAUCAGUACAAAACCAAAUGCAUUAGGCAGAGUGGACCUGAAUCUGAAUCAGAGAAAGCAAACUUGUGUGACAAACAUUAAAAUAAAGCUAAAAAAAAAAAAAAAAGAAAGAAAAACUGGUGUUUUAGCAGAAUAUGUUCAUUAUAGAUACAUAAACAGAUAAAGACAUCUCUGCACAACCCUAGCAUUGGUAGUGUUGGUAUUUUGCUUAUAGUUUUAUGGUGCAAUGUCAAAAUGUUGUGCAUGCACCAGGUGCAAUUAAUGUAUCUUUUUAGGGUUGUUUUAGUGGCCAAAGCUGCACAAGAAUCAUGCAUGUUAACACAUUUUAAACCCAAGUCUAAACAGGGUUUUGAGCUGCAUUUUAAGAUAACAGCUUUUGGUUCAGUUGUCAAUAUUCUUUUCCACUUGCAGUCCAAAUUAAUUCUUGUUUUUUAAGGUUUUGCCAAAAUGUUGUUGACCCAGCACCCCAAAAACUUCAAAAUGCUGAGGAUGAAGGAGCUGUCUGUUUCCAAGAGACACUGUGAAGAUGGACUCAUGGGAAGAAUAAUGGCAUAAGGGCUGAUUUGUAGGCAAUCAUGGUCUCUUUUUCUCUGCCAGUCUUCAUCUUGUGUGUCUCUCCCUCUCUCUCUCUGCAUUACACCUUUCUGGACGUCAUUACUCCUUCAGCCCCCUCUCUCCCUGCUGUUUUAUCAUCCAUCUUACCCUGUUGUCAACAUGUCAUUCUUCCUCUCCUUUCUCCUGCCGCUCGAUUUCUCUCAGCUCAUUCUCGCCUCUCUGUCCCCCCCACAUUCUCUUUUCAGUUCUUCAUCCCCUGGACUCCCCUGCUCCUCUCAAAUCAAGUCGUGAGUACUCAGCCCCCCUCUCUCAUUAGUUCUGCAGCCUGAGAGGAAGCACAGGAGAAAUGGAUCCCCUCUCUCUUUCUGUACUGUGAAAGCUGUUUGGAAGGCAAUUCUGGACCCACAUUCAUCUCCAUUAGCAGGACAACACACCAACCAGGAUGACACCCCCACUACCACCACCUCACUACCUUGUAUCACGUUUCACUGCCUGCUGUUUUUCCAGGUGGAAAAAAGGAAGCCAGGCGGAGAGAUAGACAGAGGCUAGGAAUAUGUAUGGAAAAGCAGGAGGAGUGAUUUAGAGUGUAUGUAAAGGAUUUGUCCAUCCUCCAUUACCCUCCAUGCUCUGAAAUGAGGGAGUCCCACAGGGGUGAUGUCUGGGACCCAGUGCAGUGUUGACCAGUGCACCUCAGCAGGGGGACUGAACUUUUUUUUACCCCUUCCAGACCAUAAAGAGAGUCCCCACAGGGGUGCUGAUUUGUCAAGGAGGUUUUAGGCUGAAAUUGAGAGUAGAGAACAGAUACAGCUGUAUCAGGUGAUCAGACCAGGUUAUGGGUGUGUGAGUCACAUUUUUGGGAGUUUUGUUCCCUGAAAUGGAGACUAAGUUCAGGUCAAAGCUGUGAGAAAGAACAGGGAGUCUUUGGGGAUGCUGCAUAUACUGUAAAGAUUGGAUAAUACAUCCAACAUAAAGUUAAAUAUUCAUCCUCUAUAUGUUACAGUUGUGGUCUCCAGUAAAUAUUUUAAAAACUGUUAUUGAGGAAAAAAAAGAUAAAUUUCAAGACAAAUCUUAAAUUACCCAAGACAAAUCCGAAGCAUAGUCAAAAAACAUGUUUUUAGCCCAGAUCAUUAGGGUCUUUGGGGUCAAGUUUGACAAAAUCAAGCAACAUACAUUUUCUCCAUGACUGAGUGUGUAACCAUUUCUGCGAGACUGGGUUUGAGAAUUCAUCUGUGAGCUCUUGAAUGAAGAGUUGCUUGUACAGGGUGUGCCUGUUCCUGACACUCAAAAUUUAUUAACAGAGAAACUUGGUUCCUUAGUCUAGUAAAUCUGUCUGAUAUUUUAGAGGAAAGUCACAAGCACAUGAAGUUGGAGGGCAUGGAUUAAUGUCCUACAAAGCUGACUCUUGCACCAAGUCACACAAAGAUUAGCUUGACUAUGAACUUAGUCCUUUUGCUAUAAGAGUGUGUGAACUGGAGGGUAACACAAGAAAGUGUGAGCUCCUUAUUUCUUUGGCAAAAUAUUACAAAACUCACAAAGGUUGAUGACCUAAUUGAAGACUGAGUCCGUCACAAUGCUUAAAGCUUUAAUUGUUCAGAUUACACUUGUACAACCAGAGUCUUAAGACUCAUUUUAUGGCUCAUAUUCUGCAUGAGAGUUCACAUGUACACAUGUAUCUGUAUCUGGAGGCUUAUGGUCAAGACCAUGAGUCGUCGUCUCACAACUAUAUGGUUGGCAAUUUGAUUCCCCCCUAUUCCUAGUCUGUCCAUUGCAUCCUUGGAAAAGACACUUGGAAAAGACCUACCUUUUUCCCAGUGCGUGUCAUUCGCUGGUGUAUGAUUCUUAUGUACGUUGCUUUGGAUAAAGCGUCUGCUAAAUGACAUUGUAAUUAGCCAAAUGUUGCAGUACCACAUGAAAUUGUUGGGGCAGUGUUGAGCAGCUAAUGAUUUAAGUAAAUAAAUACUGAUGUUGGGGCUCCUGGCCUCAUUGAGACCUCAUCACAAGAUCACACAGAGCCUGUGGGAACAAUUUCACUAAAAUGGUUUAAGAAUAGUCUGAAUAAAUCCAGACUUCAAUGUGAAGGUGAUGGAGGAGAGUGUGCGAGGAGUAAAUGAGGUACAUUUAGCUCUGCUGCCACCUGGACGGGACCAGAACAACCCAAUUCACUCACACUCAUACACACACAUUCAGGUCGCACCCUCUUACAUCUUCCCAAAUCCCCGUCUGUCACAGAGCCCCAUCAGGAUAUACCGGGUCAGGGAAAACCUCAAGGGCAAAGUUCAGGAAACAAUUAAGGGGAAAUAACUGCACCCCGAUGGACUGAAUUCCAGCUCGGUUUUGAAUAUUUGUCUGUUUCUCAGAUGGUCUCACUCGUUAAAUCAUUAACCUCCAGACUGGAGACCACAAAAAGAGGAAAAAGCAACACAGUUGUAGGUUAAAAAUUUAGACGCCAUCUGCUUCACAAGUGGCUAUUACAAGAGUUAUUACUGAGAGGGAUGAGAGAGAGACCCUGUAAAUCAAUGGAGGCUUAUGGGUUUGUGGUUUGACCCUGAAGUCCGCUUCACCUUCAGACACUGAGUCGGUAGAGAGAGGCUUUUACUGCUCUAACAGUAGAGGAUAAUUAGUGUAGAUAUGUGAUUGGAGCUCUGGACAUGUUUUUAUUUGAUAUUAUCAAAAAAUAUUCACAGGUCAGAAUAAAUCACCAAAUAUGAGGGCCCUGUUGAUAGUCUCACAUGAUCGAUUUAAACAAGGUUCCUCAGUUGUUUGGUCUACUUUGGUGUACACCGCACAGAAACUGGGUAUAAACCAUAGGAGAUUUUGCCAGAAGGAGGCACUGGGGUGGGAGAAAGGCUCAAAAUUAGCAUGAUUAUCCUCUAAUGUGUACUGAAGCGUAUUGCAUUCACCAAAAAAAAAAAGAAAAGAAAAAAGCUCUGUUUUUCAGAUUAAUUUUUUUUCUUUUCUGUUUUUCAGAAUAUCCCCCCCCCCCCCAUUUUUCAGACUAAUUUUUCUGUUUUUCAGACAGUUUUUAUUGUUUGUUUGUUUUGUUUGUCAGACUAAUUAAUUUUCCUACUUUCUGGGCUCAUGAUCAUUUAAAAAUGGAAGCUUACAUCCCCUUCUGCUCAAUGUUUUGGAAGCAAAUAUGGCCCACUUGUUUACGCCAGAUAGAUGGAUUCAUCAUACGUUUUUCUACUUCGCACAGGCACCUCAGGAUUUGCAUACCCAAUGUUUAACUAAUAACAUGCUUUACUCUUUUUGACCCCAUAGUUAAAGUUAUCUAGGAGCUGGAGAAUCUGCUGAUGGUUGAUGGUGGCUGAUGAUGGUUAACGUUAUCUGAUUGUAUGAGAUUCUCACAGGAUUUUGAAGUACUGCUUAGUUCGGAAGAAAAAAAAACAGAAAAGAAAUAGCACAAAAAACAGAAUAAAAAUUUGUCUGUAAAACAGAAAGAAGGGAAAAAAUAUAAGUACAAAAAACGAAGAAAAAAUAGUCUGAAAAACAGAAAAAAGAAAAAAAUUAGUUCGAAAAACAGCAAUAAAUAAAUAAAUAAAAAUACUCAAAAAAACUGUUUCCUUUUUUUUCAUUUGGUAAGUGAAUGCAAUAGGGUUACGUAACUGUGUGCCCCUCAUCAGAAAAGGUGUCUGUUUUUCUUGUCAAUGCUCUCAAAUAUAUUCAGAUGAAGCAAUGAAGGGAGGGUAAAUAAGGGGACCUCAGGUUCAUAGGCUAACAUGUGGAUGUGUUUAUUUGCUGGGACUACAUUUACAAGCUCAUGGAGCUUGUUUUACACAUGACAGGGUCCAUGAAUUUAGUCUGGAACUGAUACAAUCUUUGACAUUAUAUUCAUCUGUAGCUCCAUUAUAUCACCACCUCCUGGUCUUUUUUCUCACCAGUAAACAAACAGACACUCUAAUGGAAGAGUCUGAGCUAUGUGGCCUGAAUGUCAACAGUCUACAGGGAUUUAAAGAAGUUAUUGGGAUGCAUGGUAUGUCAAGAAAUAUGUAUAGCUAUCCUUGCAAUAAAACGACAAAAUGGACAUAACAUGAAGACGAGGAAACCCAGGUGACUGAAUACGAAUUUUAUGUUUAGAGAAAAGCAAAAAAUAGCAGGUUGACAAACACAAUAUUUGAACUCCUAUUAAAUCGAGCGGACAAACACACUGUGCAAAGAUUUAUUUGUGUCUGUGUUGAGGAUUUCCAGGACAUUAGCAGCCAGCCAUGCACACUGGCUGAGUGAACAUGACCUACCACAGAAGGUCACGGCCUUUGAUCGCUGCUAAUGAGACGAAAGGCAUGCUGGACCGGAACGAUAACAUGACUACACAUCUAACAAACAAGUGUAAAAGUACACAAAUUCACCCAUUAGAGUUGCAUAGUGCAUGCAGAAAUAAAUCCUAUCAAGAUGGGGAAAUAAUGAACUUAUGCACUCAUGGAUUCACAUGUAUAAGAAGUGAUUAAUUAAUCAAAUUAUGGCUUUUGUUACUCAAUAUUAAUUAUGUUAUUGAAUAAUAUUGAGCUGUUUGUGGAAGCCUGGGGAUCAGGAGGAUCAAACUCUGGAAGGAAAGGAUGCCUGGAGGAAGGUAAAGAAAGGGGAUCAGGUUAUCUGUGAUUGCUAUUCGAUACCAUCCAAGCAGCUAAUCGUAUUACUCUUCUAUCUGAGCCCUGAUGUCAAUACUCUUUCUCAGUUUGCACUAGUCAACACUUCACUACCGCUCCUCUUUGCUCUGGUAUUCAUUCAUAACAAAAUCUCUCUUUCUUUUUCUGGAAAUAGUGCUUCCCUUCUUCCAGGUGCUUAAGACGUCAACAGCAGUGUCUUUUAUGAUCCCAGGAUGCUCUUACAGACCAAAGGCAGCCUAAAAAGGGUCUUGCCUCAUUCAGGGAUGUAAAACUCCUUUGAUCCAUGCCUGGGACAAAAAGUGUGCAAAUGUGAGUGUCUCACUCUGCAGGAGCUUAUACGCAGAUGUCUUUUCUACUCAGCAAACAGUGACAAUAAAACUUAAAUCUGGCAUUCUUAAAGUACUUGACUGGCUAUUUCUUCAUCCUUUAACAAUAGCUUGUCUGAUUGAUGUGAGGAGAACUGAGCAUUUGUCUACCAAGGUGCCGGCUGCACUCACCGGCUGAGUGAGGAUUAAUGUCUCCAUAGACAUCAGGGUUCGAAAUCACUCCGUGCCAUCAAUAUUCCAUCACCAUCACCCCCAGUGAAGCAGCUCAUCCAUUUGGCUGAUUAUAGUGGUUAGCUGAAGCAUCACCAUGAAAAGGAUGAAGAAAAGCAGCUAAGGGAGCAGAAAAGCACUACUUUUCUCAAUUACGGUGUAUCGUAAAUGUCCUUAUCUGAGGCGCGUGAGGUGAAAAGAAAAAAUUAUUACUUACCGGGAAAAAACGAUGCUCUCAAAGCCUCUUUAAACCAAUCUUGGUUGUCAUUUUAAGGCCAGCAGGAUGACCAAGGUGAGAACUGACAUGAUCAGACAAUAAAAUAUGACAAGUGAAAUGAAAGCGCCACAGCGGGAUCAUAAAAAGGUCAAGGUAAUUGGAUGCAGUAGGCUGUCCAGCAAUUAAAGCAUCAUCUGGUUCCCUGAACAGUAAUAAAAGAUAAGGGAUUUACCGUUACAGUCCUCCAGAAACUUGUCAGGGUGAGCCUUAGUUAUUCUAUGGAAGCCUGUUUUGAUGAUUAGAUAUUUCUUUGCAUUGAUUUCAUGUGAUUUCACAAAAUGAGCCUUUACUGACUGUCAAUAGAUUUGCACUAUAGUUGCAGCUACUCUUACUCAAACUACAGCAACAACCUGAAAAAAUGCUAUUUUGGAGUGUCUAAUGGCUGUGCACUCAUGUUACAAACAAAUAUGUUUCUCUAUGUUGUUUUAAACCCAGUUUGGUGGUCAGCUCACUCACUCUCAAAUCAGCGCCACAGAUUAUUUGCAGGUUUUGGGAGCUUUACUUUACACUAAUUCUGCUGAUGCAAAUCAGACUAAGAGUCAGAUUCAUUUUUAUUAUCAUCUAUAGGAGAAACCAAAUGUCACAGUUGGUGCUAAAGAAACAUUCAAGACCAAGCUCCAACACGCUCAAGCAUUACAACAACACACAACCCAUUUACUCUUAUUUGCACGGGCUAUUUGGUGCAAUUAUGUCUGUGGGCACAAACCUCUGAAAUCAUGUCUUUCUGCAGAUCUAAUUGUCUGUAUCUGUGGCCACAGUGGAGGAGGCUGGAGCACAGUGGGUGGCAGGAGUCGUGUGCUGUAUUCAGUGCUUUGCAAGAGGUGGCAGUGUCAAAAAAAAAAAAAAAAAAAGAAAAAAACAGGCAAGUUGGUAAUGGAGGGAAAGACUUUUUUAGAUUAAGUGUACUUGUUUUUUGUGCGGCUGCUUCAAUGGUGAAGGAAAGGCAAGCUGAAACAGUGGGUGGUGCUGAAAGAUGGGCUAGUUUUGAUGAAAGAGUCAAGCAUCCUAGACAAGAAGCUAAGCAAGGAGAUAAAAGGAGUAAUUAGUAGAGAAUUUUUGAGUCAUGAAAAGACUACUGAAACAAAUUUAACGAUUUCAUGUAACUGUAUAGAAAUAAGAACAACCUGCCUCCAUUUCAUCCUACUGUAAAAAAAAAAAAAAUGAAAAUGCUGCAGCAACAGGUGCUGCCAUAAAGGUUACUGACCCGUGAGGAACUUCUGGCUUGUGUCACUUCCAGUGCUCCCCUGUGGACUGAGCAGGUUCUGCUAAAUUUGUCAAGCUUAUGCUUAAGUAGUGAUUUUUGACCCAUAACCUUAUCUUUAUUCUGUUUUGACUGCAUCAUUGUUUUAUAAAUGUAUUUUGUGUACAAACUGUACAAAACAGUGCUAGUUUUUUUUUUUAAUUUCUAUUUAAUUUUUUUUUUAGCAUCCCACAUCGGUUUCAGGUAUAAGAUAGCAAUAGCAAUUGAAAUAAUGUCUAUCUUGUUUCUUACAGUCUUGUUUGCUUGUAAAUUUUAUGAAAAGGCGUAAAAAAAAAAAAAAUCCUCAUAAGAGCUAUAAAAUAAAGUUCAGCCAAUAUGAAUGUUACAACACUGGUGAGCUACCUUUUAAAGAUGAAAAUUAGAGUGUUAAGUUAUCUCCAACAUUUUUAGGUUUUUUUUUUUAGACCUGUACUACAGCCAGACACUAGAGGGAGCACCAAGUGUUUCUGUUUUGAUUUUAGGGAACUGCCAUGAGGUCCAUCAUUUUAUACAGUCUUUGGACAUAACUUAAAGGAAGUCAGUGGAUCAAUGAAGAGGCUGAGGCCUGAACCUGUGCAACCAGAAAGACUCAUGAUUAUCAUGAUCAUAAUCGUGCUUUACAGUGGGUUCUCUACAGCCAUAACUUGGACUGUGGAUUGGGGUCUUUAGCUCCACAAAUUCUGAUGAUAGUAUCAUAAAAAUUAAAAGAUAAAAGACUCAACUUUAAAAUCCACAAGAAUGUUUUACACACAUUGGAGAAGUCAAAGAAGGGAUCAUAAUUUCAUUAUGAGGUGUUAAGUCCAACCUUUGUUGACCUCACCUGCUUCCUCUUCCUGUGGGCGAGGCUUAAAGGCCAUCAUCUAGCUGUGGGUCCUCAAACAAACUGACCAAAUUUAAGUAAGUUUCUCUUUGAAAAUUACUGUCAAAGAAAGUUUGUGUUAAUAUGUUGACCCAGUUAUAAAACAAGCUGUCUUAGUUAUAGCAAUUAAAAUUAAUUAAAAGAAAAAGCAUUUGUUUCAGACCCUGACAUUAGAUUAUGGUUUUAUGUCUCUCUCUUCUUGUUUUUUAGUUAUUUUCUCUCUAUAUUUUUCACAAUUCUUCACCCCUAAACAUGUGAUGAAAUCACAUAUGGACUUCAUUGUAGUGACUGUGGCAGCAAAAGACUUGACACACUUUUCUGAAUGUCUCCUGUGUAAAUACAGCCUGUCUUUACUGUUGUUCCUCUUCAUCUCUCAGUGUCUGGUUCCCAGGUACAUCAGGGUCAUGUGUAUUAAGGGGUCACAUGUUUUACAACCUGCUGCCUCCCCACAUCGUGACAGCAGGGGAGCUGAGGGUGAGUCUGGAGGUGAGCAUGCUCUGAAAGUAGACCAUGUGGAGACAGAGACGGGAAGAUCACUGACGGUUUUUCCACCUCUGCACUGGAGUGUGACAGCGCACCUGCUGAGAGCAACAACCACCCUGGAUGUCUGGUUUUUAUCAAAUAAGGGGGUCGGGUGGUAA
Molecule: messenger RNA, 17792 nt
Organism: Xyrichtys novacula (pearly razorfish)
Lineage: Eukaryota; Metazoa; Chordata; Actinopteri; Labriformes; Labridae
Source: the annotation of a GenBank genome assembly